Messenger RNA from Sorex fumeus (smoky shrew), 2662 nucleotides. RefSeq names its product scavenger receptor class F member 2 (gene SCARF2). Bases 1 to 2610 code for a protein of 869 amino acids. The transcript has 11 exons. The record is from RefSeq and is a predicted model, not a curated record. Lineage: Eukaryota; Metazoa; Chordata; Mammalia; Eulipotyphla; Soricidae. Gene Ontology annotation, molecular function: scavenger receptor activity.
AUGGAGGGCGCAGGGCCCCGGGGGGCCGGGCCGCCGGGGCGCCGGGGAGCCCGGGGCCCGCCGCUGCUGCCGCCGCCGCUGCUGCUGCUCUGGCUGCUGGCCGGCCCCGCGGCGCCCCAGGAGCUGAACCCGCGCGGCCGCAACGUGUGCCGCGCGCCCGGUUCCCAAGAGCCCACGUGCUGCGCCGGCUGGAGGCAGCAGGGGGAGGAGUGUUCCGUCGCCGUGUGCGAAGGAAACUCGACGUGCUCGGAAAAUGAGGUGUGCGUGCGGCCGGGCGAGUGCCGCUGCCGCCACGGAUACUUCGGUGCCAACUGCGACACCAAGUGCCCGCGCCAGUUCUGGGGUCCCGACUGCAAGGAACUGUGCGUGUGCCACCCGCACGGGCAAUGUGAGGACGUGACGGGCCAGUGUACGUGCCACGCGCGGCGCUGGGGCGCACGCUGCGAGCAUGCGUGCCAGUGCCAGCACGGCGCGUGCCACCCGCGAAGCGGCGUGUGUCGCUGCGAGCCUGGCUGGUGGGGCGCGCAGUGUGCCAGCGCGUGCUACUGCAGCACCAUGUCGCGCUGCGACCCGCAGACGGGCGCGUGCCUGUGCCAAGUCGGCUGGUGGGGCCGGAGCUGCAACAAUCACUGCGCCUGCAACUCGUCGCCCUGCGAGCAACAGAGCGGCCGCUGCCAGUGCCGCGAGCGCACGUUCGGGGCGCACUGCGAGCGCUACUGCCAGUGCUUUCACGGCCGCUGCCACCCUGUGGACGGCACGUGCGCCUGCGAGCCGGGCUACCGCGGCAAAUUCUGCCGAGAGCCGUGCCCUGCAGGCUUCUACGGCCUGGGCUGCCGGCGCCGAUGCGGCCAGUGCAAGGGCCAACAGCCUUGCACGGUGGCCGAGGGCCGAUGCCUGACCUGCGAGCCCGGUUGGAACGGCACCAAGUGCGACCAGCCGUGCGCCACCGGCUUCUACGGAGAGGGCUGCGGCCACCGCUGCCCGCCGUGCCGCGACGGGCACGCUUGCAACCAUGUGACCGGCAAGUGCACGCGCUGCAACGCGGGCUGGAUUGGCGACCGGUGUGAGACCAAGUGCAGCAAUGGCACCUACGGCGAGGACUGCGCCUUCGUGUGUGCGGACUGUGGCAGCGGCCACUGCGACUUCCAGUCUGGGCGUUGCCUGUGUAGCCCCGGCGUCCACGGAACCCACUGUAACCUGACUUGCCCUCCUGGGCUGCACGGCGUGGACUGCGCCCAGACCUGCAGCUGCCACGAGGACUCGUGCGACCCGGUCACCGGUGCCUGCCACCUGGAGACCAACCAGCGCAAGGGCGUCAUGGGCGCGGGCGCGCUGCUGGCCCUGCUCCUCGGGCUGCUGCUCUCCUUGCUCGGCUGCUGCUGCGCCUGUCGGGGCAAGGAUCCCGCGCGCCGGGACCUUGCGCUGGGAAGGAAGAAAGCGCCCCAAAGAUUGUGCGGACGCUUCAGCCGCAUCAGCAUGAAGCUGCCCCGGAUCCCGCUCCGCAGGCAGAAGCUGCCCAAGGUUGUAGUGGCCCACCACGACCUGGAUCACACGCUCAACUGUAGCUUCCUGGAGCCACCCUCGGGCCUUGAGCAGCCCUCACCAUCCUGGUCAUCCCGGGCCUCCUUUUCCUCUUUCGACACCACUGAUGAAGGCCCUGUGUACUGCGUGCCCCACGAGGAGACAGCGGCAGGGAGCCAGGAUACGGAGGCCCCUAGCGCCCCCACCGGGACGCCGGCGACAGCGUCAGCGCCCGGGCCCUUGACCACGCCGACAGCGACGGCGACAGCGACGGCCGAAGAGACCUCGCCUCUCCCCGCGUCCUCCGACAGCGAGCGGUCGGCGUGCAGCGAGGACGGGCCCGGCGGGGCGCUCUAUGCGCGCAUAGCGCGGCGCGAGGCCCGGCCGGCCCGGGCCCGGGGGGAGCCGGGGGGCCUGUCGCUUUCGCCGUCGCCCGAGCGCAGGAAGCCGCCGCCCCCCGAUCCCGCCACCAAGCCCAAGGUGUCCUGGAUCCACGGCAAGCACGGCGCCGCUGCCUCCGCCCACGCGCCCUCGCCGCCGCCCCCGGCCUCCGAGACCGCGCCCAGCCCCAGCAAGAGGAAACGGACGCCCAGCGACACGUCGGCGCGGCCAGAGGAGCCCAGCAGCCCCCGGGCCCGCGACCCGACGCCGCGGCCCCCGGGGUUGGCCGAGGAGGGGCCCGCCGCGCCUUCGCCGCCCCGGGCUCGGGCGCGAGGCCGCGGGCCGGGCCCCUCCGAGCCCACGGACGCGGGCGGCCCCCCGCGCAGUGCGCCGGAGGCCGCCUCCCUGCUGGCCGCCGAGCUGCGCGACAAGACUCGCAGCCUGGGCCGCGCCGAGGGGGCCCUGGGCGCGCCGGGCCCGCGGGAGAAGCCGGCGCCGCCGCAGAAGGCCAAGCGCUCGGUGCUGCCCGCCUCGCCGGCGCGCGCGCCCGCCACCACUCCCGAGGCUCCCGGGCCCGACAAGGCGGCCGCGGUCGGCGCGCCCGUCCCCGAAACUCCGCGGAAGAAAACCCCCAUCCAGAAGCCGCCGCGCAAGAAGAGCCGGGAGGCGGCCGGAGAGCCCAGCAGGCCCGGGGCGCCCACCCUGUAGCCGGCGGCGACCCCAGCAGCGUCCGCAACUCCCCCGGCUUAGCAGCGCUGCU